AUGUCACUCUCCGUCGUCGCGAUUGCCGGAGCCGCCGGUCAUCUAGGCCAGCACAUCGCGGCCGCUUUCCUCUCCGCGCCGUUCCAAGAUGCCUUUUCCCGAAUUAUUCUUCUCUCACGAAGCGAACAAGGCAGCUCGUCUCCAUUGGCGAAGUACAAAUCCCACAGCAAGGUGAUAUUCCGGCAAUACGACGAAGAAGAUCCCCAGUCCGCAUUGGACGGCGUACAGAUCCUCGUCAACGCUGUCGGUGCAACCGGCCACGACUUUAAAGAGAAACUCCUCCGCGCUCUCCCCGGAUCAGGCAUUCGAGUGUAUUUCCCGUCAGAGUUUGGGGUCGAUCACUAUGUGCACGACUUUCCGCAUGGCGAAUGGGAUAAGAAGAAGAAGCAUGAUGCUCUGGCGCGGGAGAUUGUUCCUGACGUGAAGGUGUGUCGGGUAUUCUGCGGUUUGUUCCUGGAGGAUAGUAUCGGACCGUGGUUUGGUCUGAACACCAAGCAUGGCAAGUAUGGGAGUGUCGGAUCUUCUAAGAGCCCUGUGUCGUUUACAGCGCUAGACGACGUGGGAAGGUCAGUUGCGCAGUUGGCAGCGAAGCCUUUUGACCAGAUCCCGGAGAAGGUGCAUAUCGGCGGUGAUACGCGGAGUAUCACAGAAGUAGCGCAGAUAAUGGAGCAGGCUGGUGCUGGGAAGAUCGAAGUGAGUGAGGUCGACCUGAACGAGUACAAGGCCGAAACGACAAAGGACAUCUCGUCCACCGAUCCGGCUCGGUUCCUGCGAUUCCUAAUGGGCGAGAGGAAGAUCGAGCAUACCACGCAGGGCCUGGGAAAUAGUAACGAAAGCGUCAAUCCGGGAGAGGGCGUGUGGAAAUGGAAACGAAUGGAGGAAUUGGCGAAGGAGACCGGAGGAAGACCAUGGGGAGACUAUGAGUGGUCUUAA
This is a messenger RNA of Aspergillus chevalieri, 933 nucleotides long. Its product is annotated as isoflavone reductase family protein. The record is from RefSeq and is a predicted model, not a curated record. NCBI's taxonomy places the organism in Eukaryota, Fungi, Ascomycota, Eurotiomycetes, Eurotiales, Aspergillaceae. The coding region runs from base 1 to 933 and encodes 310 amino acids. The transcript has a single exon.